AUGCCGCCCUCCUCAGGGGACGACAGUGGUACUCAGGCCAUUGCACCCCAUCCUUCUGCCGCUCUCGCCGAUAAUGGUCUGACGUGGCGGGCGAUAGUGUGCGCCCUCAUUCUCGGCACAGGCGUUUGCCUCACCAACAUGUACUUUGGGCUGCAAGCCGGUAUGGUAAAUGCCAUGCCGAUGCAGAGCGCACUGCUUGGUUUCGCAUUUCUUCAGUGCUUCAAAGCUCAUUUCUCGACGGCCCUGACGCCCCAGGAAAUAGCUCUCAUCGAGGUCAUGGCCGGCGCCCUUGGCCUUGCUCCCUUCACAUCCGGGUUAACGUCCUUUAUCUCUGCCUUACAAUUUCUUGUCGAUUCAGACCACGAUACCGGACUCGAAUUUACAACAUCCCAGCUCCUUAUCUGGUCUUUAUCGACAUGUGUACUGGGUAUUGUCCUAGGCGCGCCGUUCAGACGUCUCUUCAUUCUUCAAGAAAAGCUUCGCUUCCCCUCAGCAACUGCUACGGGCACCUUGAUUGGCGUACUCUUUAACCGCAAAGACAUUAUUGCUCGUGCGAAUCCGUCAUCAAAACCUACACCCGAUCAGACAUUGGGAGAUGCACAAGCGACACCGUCCACUGGUUUCGAAGGUCAUGUUUGCGACAGUAGCUCAGCCAUCCGUCACGACUAUGAUGAGCCCACCGUCAAACAAGACGAACACCGUUCCAACAUCAGAAUUCUUCUGCUUUCACUAGUAGGUUCUGCCACCUUUGGCAUUGUGUCUUACCUUGUGCCCGUGCUGCACCGCGUCCCUCUAUUCGGCAGCGAGAUAGCCGAGAAAUGGCUGUGGGCAUUGGACUUGUCACCGGCGUACUUAGGAUACGGCAUCAUCAUCGGACCGGCGAUCAACACAUACACGUUGCUUGGUGCUGUUGUAGGAUGGGGAAUACUGUCUCCAAUAGCCAAAUAUAAUGGAUGGACGCCUGGGUCUGUGGACGAAUUUGACAAUGGCGCCCGUGGAUGGAUCCUUUGCGUGGGCAUGGGACUUAUUCUCGGUGACACGUUUGUUGCACUGGCUUGGAUCACCAUCCAACUAAUUGGCAACUCCGUCAAAGCGUCGUUAGUUUCACGGAGUCGAUCCCCAGCCGACCACCUACAAGAGCAAGUUUCUUUGUUGUCCGGUUCCUCUGUUAUACAUGACGAUAGGCAGGUGGAAGACCAUAGCCUUCCUGAUCAGCACUGGUCCAGCUCUUCCCUUGUUACACCCUCCUUGGUCUUUUGGCUCGGUAGCACCCUUUUCUUCGUGCUAUUAGUAUCGCUACUUCUGGGCUUCAGGCAUGUCGUGUCUUCCUUUGCGAUACCAAUCACUGCUUUGAUGAUGCCGUUCGCAGCCCUCAUCUCGAUGCGCUCACUUGGAGAGACAGACAACGGUGCAAGUCUCGCAAUUGGAAGACUUGCACAAUUCAUUAAUGCAUUGGUUGUGCCCCUGUCGAGCACAAUGUUUACAUCUACGAACCUUCUAAUGAGUGGCGCUAUUGAAUCUGGUGCUUCGCAAGCCUCACAGCAUAUGGGUGGUCUUCGCACUGCAUAUAUGACCAACACGGCGCCAAGACUAAUUCUUCAUGCUCAGAUGCUUGGAUCGUAUGUUGGUUCUUUUGUUGCUGUGUCCCUCUACAAGACAUACACAUCUAUCAAGAAGAUACCCAGCCAAGAGUUUGGGAUACCAGAUGCACGCCUGUAUAUUGUUACCGUACAAAUGAUUCGGCAGCAAGGUCUUCCGCCGAAGGCAAUGGAAUUUGCAUCGGUUGCCUUCAUGAUUGGGGCUAUUUGCGGCGGUCUUCGGAUAGUCGGAAAAGAUCAUUGGUGGCGAUACUUGGUUCCGUCAGCCGUGGCCAUGGCCGUAGGUAUGUAUAUCCCUCCAGCUAUUACGAUUCCUCGUGCCAUCGGGGGUUUGAUUCCCGUCGUAGCACAGCAGCAAAGUAGUCUCACUAGCUUCACAAUGACCUGUUGCGCAACAGGAUUGAUCCUUGGACAAGGGCUUUUCAGUCUCGUUGCCCUGUUGCUCGAUGCCUUUCAUGGGUGA
Messenger RNA from Fusarium redolens, 2061 nucleotides. Its product is annotated as OPT oligopeptide transporter protein-domain-containing protein. Gene Ontology annotation, molecular function: oligopeptide transmembrane transporter activity. The record is from RefSeq and is a predicted model, not a curated record. Gene Ontology annotation, cellular component: fungal-type vacuole membrane. NCBI's taxonomy places the organism in Eukaryota, Fungi, Ascomycota, Sordariomycetes, Hypocreales, Nectriaceae. Bases 1 to 2061 code for a protein of 686 amino acids. The transcript is spliced from 4 exons.